This is a messenger RNA of Rhizopus microsporus ATCC 52813, 607 nucleotides long. RefSeq lists its product as uncharacterized. Gene Ontology annotation, cellular component: ribosome. The record is from RefSeq and is a predicted model, not a curated record. Lineage: Eukaryota; Fungi; Mucoromycota; Mucoromycetes; Mucorales; Rhizopodaceae. Bases 111 to 536 code for a protein of 141 amino acids. Gene Ontology annotation, biological process: translation. Gene Ontology annotation, molecular function: structural constituent of ribosome. The transcript has 2 exons.
CAUUGGAAGAGAUUACAAUCGGAUUUUGAAAACAAGCAGGUUGUGACUUGUGACUUUUUUUCUUGAAGCUGCCCAGGUUGUAACCCCCCUUCUCUCUCUCUUUCUUUCAAAUGAAUAUGCUUCGAUUAUUCAACUUUUCAAAGAACACAUUAAAGCCCAUGGAAUGGGCUAGACAGCUGUCAACAACUAGUGCAUGUAGAAAAUCAAAAAAAGUUGUGGGAGAUAGUCCUGAACCCCCUGUGAUGCCAGCAGUAGUAGGAUCCACCAUUCUUCAACCUAAAGAACUUCCCAACUCUCUUAAUCCCUACCUUGGCCGAUCUAUUGGCAAUGUGCAUAAUCCUAAUAUCGCUUAUCGUCGUUUAAACAAUAUUUUGAUGCAAAACAACGUUCGUAAGGAACUACGUGCUAAUCUUCGUUAUGAGAAACCUGCUGUAGCCAGAAGACGAAAGAACAUGGAGCGUAAUAGAAAGUUGUUUGGUGCUAUGGUCAGCAAGAAGGUUGCUCUCAUUAUGCAAAUGAAGCAAAGAGGAAUGUAAUACUACUAUCAUCAGAGUCAUUAGAGAGUGUAUAUUUAUAUAAUAAAAAAGAAGGAAAGAAUAAUACUUUU